Messenger RNA from Hordeum vulgare subsp. vulgare (domesticated barley), 1133 nucleotides. RefSeq lists its product as uncharacterized. Lineage: Eukaryota; Viridiplantae; Streptophyta; Magnoliopsida; Poales; Poaceae. The record is from RefSeq and is a predicted model, not a curated record. The coding region runs from base 82 to 909 and encodes 275 amino acids. The transcript has a single exon.
UGCUUGGGCGCAUGGACUUGCGAAGCUAUAAAUUGAUCCGCGGCCAUUCGCUUUGCCCACAGAGUCCGGAGAGCGAGAACCAUGAAGAUCAAGAAGAGGAUCGUGAGCGUUCCUCCGGCGCCGCCGGCUGAGAUCGCCUCCCACCCCAUACAUCCGGGGCACAAGCUGCUGCUUGUCACCACCGACGACGUGGAGUUCGUGUGCGACGGCUGCAAGGAGGCCGGCGCCGGCUGGAGGUACACCUGCGAGCACGACGGCGAGCGGCAGAGCCGCGACUGCAACUUCGACCUCCACAUCGGCUGCGCGCUCGCGCCGGACGUGUUGGAGAUCCCUCUGUUGUUCGAGGGGUGCGCGCUCGUGCUCCUCCACGAGCCCCCGCCUCCCUCCGACCGCAGGGCCUGCGACGCGUGCGGCGACGACGUGCGCGGCCUCGUGUACCACUGCUUCGACCGCGACCUCGACCUCCACCCGUCCUGCGCGCGCCUGCCUCAGAGCGUCGACCUCGACGGCCUCACCUUCGAGCUCUGCCGCGAGCACGUGCCGAGCCGGAGCUGCGUCCUCUGCACCGGCAAGGGACGCCUCUGCCCGCGCAAGCUCUUGUCGUAUCGCUCUGAGUGGGACGGCGAGGCCGUUUACCUGCACGUAGCCUGCGUGAAGGAGAUGGCUUACAAGAUCCUCAAGUCCGGCCACGGCAGCCAUGACGGCGAUGGGAAGAUGGCCGUGCAGGCGAAUAAAGCCCCGUCUUUGAAGGUGGCUCUGGCGCUGAAGAAGGCUCAGACUAGCACCAAGCGCUUCAAACGUUUCCUCAAGAUUGUCGGAUUCUUCGCGCGCGUCGUCAUCGGCGUGAUCUUUGGGGACCCGACGGCGAUGAUCGCUGCGGUCGUGCAGGUUGUCUUCUCCGGCGGAUAGCGAGCGGGUUGUUGUUCUGUGGAUGUGUCACCCAUUAGUGUCUUUGGAUGUUUUGUAGUACUACCUGUCAUGUCGGAUUGUAAGAUCAAUAAUUUUGGGUGGAUUUAGGUGUUUGGUUUGUUUUACUCUCAUUACCCAUGUCUUCGCUCGACUGUUCAAGCUCAGUUCAUGGAGAGAGAAAAUGUACUGGAAAUUAUACACCUAGUUCAAAAAACCCGACCGAA